AUGGAAAGAACUACUUAUAACCCGAAUGAUGACAUUAACAGUACUGGGAAUCAAAAUUUAUCUUAUCCUGAUACCAACUUGGCUACUCAUAUUGUCUUUUCUAUCUUGCUAUCUAUCAUUCUAAUUAUUGCUUUCUUGGGUAAUCUUUUUAUGCUUGCUACGCUCCGAAAAUGUCAUUCGUUAAGCAUCGUAUCUAAAUUACACGUUAGCAAUUUAGCUAGCGCUAACUUAAUAAAGGCUGGCACUAUUAUGCCUUUAAAUCUCUACACUAUUUUGCAACCUAAUCAUUCAUUUGGUCAUGCAGGGUGCGAAAUAAUUGGUGCCAUUAACAUGGUCUUAACUAUUGCUGCUAACAUGAGUCUAGCGGCUGUAGCUUUCGACCGUUAUUACGCUUCUCUUCGUGCCAUGAAGUAUGCAAGCAUAUUUACUAAACGCAAUGGUUGCUAUUCAGUAAUUACGAUUUGGAUGCUUGCUUUUUUGGUUGCCAGCUUGCCCCUGAUUCGAUUAACAAACGAUUCUAGUAAUGGUAAUAACUGUUUUUAUGAGUGGUCCAGUAAUCAAUCCAUCAGUCUAGUUAUACUGCUUGUUAUUAAUUCAGCAGCUUACUUAAUACCCUUGAUCAUCUUAAUAAUAUGUUAUCUUAAGAUAAAAGCUAACGUUAUUACAGCCAGGCAACAAUUGCGAAAAAUGAUGAAGCAGAAAGGUAGUUAUUCCACUUCGGAUCACCUUGAAUUAAGAUCCUCACAUAGCGAUCAACCAUAUUAUGUAUGUGAUGAUAAUGUAAUACCAUCUCAUCAAAUUUCGAAAUCAUCCAAGUCCCCCCAAAAUCAUGACAGUCCUAAUUUUUGGUCUAUAUUUUCGUCCGUAACCGCUCCAUUUCAUCGUCGUCGCCUCCGUCGAGGAAGUACCCGUUUGAAAGUAGACACUAGUGCUUCAGAUGAAGUUGUAGAUCAAAUUAAGAAAUCAUCAAAUAAUCAAAUGGUACUACCAGAAAGCAAUGUAUUCCCUGACGACAAUAAUAUCGAAAGGAGUAAAACCGAUACUCAAACUGAGCCUGAAUAUCAUCACGAUAAUACUUCAAUUGCUAAAGGUCGAGAUGAUAAUAAAACGCCGGUUUCGGUAGCAUCUACCACUAUUGCGUUAACAGACUUGAAAGAUAUGGCUCCAGUUUCACGUGCACGAUGCGUUACAGGUACUUCCAUGAUAUCGACAGCUAUAGAUAAUUUCGAAGGCAAAAACCAUCGAAAUAAUGGCCAACUUUGUACCGAAAAUGAAUCUCCUUCUUCAAAUAGAAAUAAGGCACCAACGCCCCGAUAUCGUUACAGAGCAAGAGCAUUUCGGCGAUCAAGAAUUCUGUUGGAUAGAUUAGCAUCAAUUCGCUCCAAAAAGCAUAUCUUAGUUAAUGUUAAAGUUUUAAGAGGCAACAUUAUCUCUAUGAUAAUUUGUUGGACGCCUUUUACUAUUAUUCUUACUGUCUCGGUUAUACUCAAUUCUAUGGCGAUAAUACCAGCUUGGAUAAAAACUAUUACUCUCCUAUUUACUUAUACCAAUGCUGCAUUGAAUCCAAUCAUUCAUACACCGAGAGUCAAACAUGCCAAAUUAAGUAAAUUAGCUAAUCAAUUUCAAACAAAAUAA
Trichoplax adhaerens is the source of this 1635-nucleotide messenger RNA. RefSeq lists its product as uncharacterized. Gene Ontology annotation, biological process: adenylate cyclase-activating adrenergic receptor signaling pathway. The record is from RefSeq and is a predicted model, not a curated record. Bases 1 to 1635 code for a protein of 544 amino acids. Gene Ontology annotation, cellular component: membrane. The transcript has a single exon. Lineage: Eukaryota; Metazoa; Placozoa; Uniplacotomia; Trichoplacea; Trichoplacidae. Gene Ontology annotation, molecular function: G protein-coupled receptor activity.